Molecule: messenger RNA, 4318 nt
Organism: Anopheles merus
Lineage: Eukaryota; Metazoa; Arthropoda; Insecta; Diptera; Culicidae
Exons: 2
Coding region: 34-4116 (1360 amino acids)
Biological process (GO): proteolysis; DNA integration
Molecular function (GO): nucleic acid binding; aspartic-type endopeptidase activity
Source: RefSeq, a predicted model, not a curated record
UUAAGUGCAACAAUUCCGCGAAAACGCCGUAGAAUGUUAAGCCCCGAAGAGACGCCGAUCACCGAGGAGCAGAGACGGCUGUCGCAGAAUGGUGUCCUGAACGCAGCAUUCAUACAGCAUCCACCACCAUCGCAGAAUGCGCCAUCGUUGCAAACAACAUCGGACAUCACAAUGAUACAGCAAAUGCUGCACCUGUUACAGCAGCAAAUGGCCCAACAGCAGCAGCAAAUGACACAGCAGCAGCAACUAUUUUCUCAGCUUAUGCAGCAACGGGAACAGCAGCAACCUACACCAGUGACCCAUUAUAGUGAGCUUCAACCUACCGCGAAACCCAGCAAUCCGGAGCUCAUCCUCGAAGCUCUUGCUGGCAAUAUUACCGAGUUUCAUCAUGAUGCGGAAGCCAACAUCACAUUUGAGUCAUGGUACGCGCGAUACGAUGACCUGUUCGCGCAAGAUGCAUCCCGUUUGGACGACGCAGCAAAAGUUCGACUCCUUGGACGAAAGUUAGGAGCAGGCGAGUAUGCUCGUUUCACCAAUUUCAUUUUACCGCGUGCCCCCCGUGACCUUUCAUUUUCAGAAAUGGUGGAAAAGCUCACGGUGCUUUUUGGCAAAAUGGAGUCGACCCUAAGCAAGCGGUAUAAAUGUUUGAGCAUCACCAAAUCGCGCUCCGAGGAUCUUUUGUCAUUUACCGGCCGAGUAAACCGCGCAUGCGUCGAUUUUGAAUUUGCAUCUAUGACAGAAGAGCAAUUCAAAUGUCUCGUCCUGGUAUGCGGAUUGAAGGAUGAAUGUGAUCGUGAUAUUCGUGUCAGGCUGCUUGCUAGCAUGGAAGAGCGCACAGAUGCAACCCUUGCGCAGCUAGCAGAAGAUUGCCACCGGCUAGCACGAGUUAAAGCGGAUAGUGCUAUGAUCGCGACCGAUACGAGCGAACGUGUGCACGCGGUCCAUGCGGGUGGAGAUAAGCAGCCGUACCAGAGGAACGACGAGCGAAACUCCAAACCGUUUGACAGAAGCACUGGUUCCAAACCCCGUAAUCCGUGUUGGCUUUGUGGUGCAUUGCAUUGGUCCAGGGAAUGCACGUACAAGGCGCACAAGUGUCGUGAUUGCGGUCGCAUCGGUCAUCGAGAGGGACAUUGCGCUUCCUCACACCGCCGCACGAGGCAUAAGAAAUUUUACCAGCGACCAUCCGUAGCAACCAGAGUGGUACGAGUCAACGUUUGCAGUGUCCAGCAGCACAGAAAAUUUGUGACCAUCCAGAUCGGGAAUAAAUCAGCAAGGUUACAAUUGGAUACCGGCUCGGAUAUCUCGGUUAUCAGCCAGCGCAUGUGGAAGCAGUUGGGUAAACCAUAUCUGACACCAGUAACGGUAAGAGCCAAAGCAGCAUCCGGUGACGUCCUCAGACUGGAAGGUGAGUUCAUAGCGAACGUGUCCAUUGAAAACCGUACAAAGCGAGCUACCAUAAUAGUGUCCAAAAUGGAGUUGGCGUUGUUGGGAGCGGACAUGGUUAAUCUUUUCGCCCUAGGAACGAUCCCGAUGGAUAAUUUUUGCAACAACAUUAAAGAAGCAGAUCCACGGUCCUGGGAGGACAAAUUUCCGUCGGUAUUCCAUGGCACGGGGAUUUGUACCAAAGCCAGCGUACAUCUGCAGCUACGAAAAGAUACCCGUCCAGUGUUUCGUCCCAAGCGCCCCGUUGCGUAUGCAAUGGAAGAGAUUGUCAACAAGGAGCUCGAUCGGUUGGAAGGCUUGGGCAUUAUAUCACCUGUCGAUUACUCGGAUUGGGCAGCACCAGUCGUUGUGGUCAGGAAGGCUAACGGACAGAUACGACUAUGCGGCGAUUAUUCGACCGGCCUGAAUGCAGCUUUACACCCGCAUGAGUAUCCACUUCCGUUACCACAGGAUAUUUUUUCUAAACUGGCUAGAUGCAAAAUAUUUACACAACUCGAUCUUUCAGAUGCGUUUCUCCAGGUGGAAAUAGAGACAGGAUGUCGGCCAUUGCUCACGAUUAACACUCACCGAGGCCUUUACCACUACAAUAGACUCCCCCCAGGCAUCAAAGUAGCACCGGGAGCAUUCCAGCAGAUCAUGGACAAGAUGCUCGCCGGCAUAAACGGAGUAUCAGCCUAUAUGGAUGACGUGAUUAUCGGUGGUAAAACGCAAGAAGAGCACGACAUCGCCCUGGAGGAAACAAUUAAACGCAUACAAGACUACGGCUUUACAAUACGAUCAGAAAAGUGUGCGUUCAAUAAGCCACAAAUCCGCUAUUUAGGGCAUAUUAUAGACAGCCAAGGCCUCAGACCUGACCCGUUGAAGAUCGAAGCCAUUAAAAAACUGCCUCCACCGAAAGAUAUCUCAGGAGUACGAUCGUUCAUCGGUGCGGUGAACUACUAUGCAAAGUUCAUCCCAAGUAUUAGAGAUCUGCGUUACCCAAUGGACAAAUUGCUGCAAAAUGGUAACACAUUUGAAUGGACACCGGAAUGCCAAAAAGUGUUCGAGCGUUUCAAAACCGUUCUUUCUUCAGACCUCCUGCUCACACAUUAUGACCCGAAGCUUGACAUUGUGGUUUCGGCCGAUGCUUCAUCUAUUGGACUUGGGGCAACGCUUAGUCACAAAUUUGCUGAUGGAUCUCUUAAGGUGGUGCAACACGCAUCUAGAGCGCUGAGUAAGGCUGAAGAGGGUUACAGCCAAAUCGAUCGAGAAGGUCUCGCCAUCAUAUUUGCUGUAACGAAAUUCCAUCGGAUGCUAUACGGUCGACAUUUUACGUUGCAAACCGACCACCGGCCAUUAGUGCGAAUUUUUGGAAGCAAAAAGGGGAUUCCAACGUAUACAGCUAAUCGAUUGCAGAGAUUCGCAUUAACACUUCAGCUUUACGACAUGACCAUCGAAUACAUCCCCACUGGUUCUUUUGGCAACGCCGACGUUCUUUCUCGCCUCAUACAAAACCAUGCAAAACCAGAGUCGGAAUACAUCGUAGCAAGCAUCGAAUUAGAGCAGGAUCUCAGGUCAGUUGUCGUAAAUGCCUUACUAACAUUCCCUAUUCGUUUCAGAGACAUUGAGCUCUACACUCAGCAAGAUCCGUCGCUCCAGAAGGUUUACAAGUACGUGCGAGAUGGUUGGCCUCGCGACGUAGCUUACGGAACAGAUCUUGCACGGCUCUACGAUAGAAGGGAAUCGCUGACCAACGUGGAUGGCUGCAUUCUUUUUGGAGAGAGAGUAGUCAUCCCGGAGAAGCUGCGCAAUCGCUGUUUAAAUCAACUACACCGAGGACAUCCGGGAAUGCAGAGGAUGAAAGCGGUUGCACGUAGCUACGUAUAUUGGCCUAAGUUGGAUGACGACAUAGCACGCUAUGUGGCCUCCUGCGAGGCAUGUGCAGCAGCGGCAAAAUCACCACCAAGGGCAACAUCAAUGGCGUGGCCAAAACCUUCGGCAGUUUGGAACCGAGUUCACAUCGAUUACGCAGGCCCUUGGGAGGGCGUUUAUUUCCUGGUUGUAGUCGACGCGUAUUCCAAAUGGCCGGAGAUCGUCAAAACUACGAGCACCACCACAACAGCCACGAUUGCCAUUCUAAGGAACUUGUUUGCUCGUUUCGGUAUGCCUGCAACCUUAGUCAGCGACAAUGGCACACAGUUCGUUAGCGGUCCGUUCAAGGAGUUUUGUCAGCAUAACGGGAUUGAGCAUAUUACUACGGCUCCCUUUCACCCACAGUCGAACGGACAGGCGGAGCGAUUCGUCGAUACUCUUAAACGUUCUUUGAGGAAGAUCAGAACGGAGGAGAGUAAGCUAGAUGAGGACUUGGAGCUUUUCCUGAUGACGUAUCGUUCUACACCAAAUGCUCAACUCGAACAGCAGAAAAGUCCAGCGGAGGAAAUGUUCGGUCGCCCGAUAAGAACUGCAUUGGAGCUAUUGCGACCUCCUUCAUCGUGUGAAGAAUCAUCCCCAUCAUCAUCAAUUUCAUCAGUUCGCAGAUUUCAUCGCAGCGACACAGUUUGGGCAAAGUAUUUUAGCAACAACUCGUGGAAGUGGAUCCCAGGGGAGAUUGUCCGCAGCUGCGGGCGUGUAAUGUUCGAGAUCGUUGCCGAAGAUGGACGGUUGUUAAGGCGUCACGUAAAUCAGCUGAGGUGACGAGUUGGUAACGGUUCAUCACCAGCAGUUCAGCUACCCCUUGACGUGCUGUUGGCGGAAUGGAAGGCAUCCAGUCAGCCCGAGAGUGGACAUCAUGUACCGGCAACCCAUUCUACUGAUCAGUCUGCAUUUGAGACAUCCCAACACACUGCGGCCUCCACACCACCACAACCGCAGCAGGCCCUGGAGACCGAACAUCCUA